GGUACCUUGGACCUGACAUGAUAUCAUCGCGAUGAUUAUAACCCGAGCUGCCGGCAGCGGGACCGGAAGUAUAUGUCUGGCAAACCGCCCCGAGAAUAAAGUUGUUGAAACUUUAGAUUCAUAGUCUGCUCCCGACAGAGAAAAAGGCACAACCGCAUUACCGUACAACCAUGUUAUAUAUUGUAAUACUCGCUGCAGCUCACUAUGUUGCGGCUCAGGUCGACUAUUCUCAAUUUGUCAAUCCUCUGAUUGGAUCAGAAGGUCCCAUUCCAGGAUAUGCAUUCGGUGGUGGCGAUAUCUUUGUUGGCGGGGCUUUACCUUUCGGAGUGGCUAAAGUUGGCAUUGACACAUACGAAGAUAAUAUCACCCUUUCAACCCUCAAUGGAGGAUAUACGCCAAUGGGCAAAGUGACUGCAUUUUCCAUGAUGCAUGAAUCGGGAACUGGCGGAUAUGCUAAAUAUGGGGUUAUUCCCCAGAUGCCUCUUACGACGGUUGCUUCUCCGGUCAAUCUGUUGGACAAUCAGACCUACUCGCAAGCAAGAGUUGGAAAUGACACCGCAAGAGUGGGGUAUUUCAAAACACAACUCGAGAAUGGAGUCACGGCCGAACUCUCUGCUGCUCGACACUCUGGAAUAAUGCAGUAUUCAUUUCCUCCUGGCGAAAAACAUGUACUUGUUGAUGUCUCUCAUUACCUUCCAUCCCAGUCAGGGGGCUACAGCGUUCAAGUUUAUGUUGGCGGAGAGAUCCAGCUGCAAGAGAACGGCACUUACACCGGCUACGGAACAUAUGGGGGCGGCUGGAAUGAAGGUGCACCAUUUACUGUUUAUUUCUGCGGAGAUUUCGACACCCCUCCCGACACCUCUCAGACUUUCCGAGGUCGAAACACCGAUCCUAUGCAACGCUACCAUACCUUCAGUGAUGCUGCCACCCCGCAGGCAAUUCUUGGAAAUCAGAGCGAGUAUGCUGGGCCGCUCAAUGAUCGCCUUGGUGCAUUGUUCACUUGGUCAAAUUCCUCGACCUCUCAGAUCAGAUCACGUGUUGGGAUCUCAUUCAUCUCGUCCGACAAGGCUUGCAAUUUCAAGAACAUCGAGGUUCCGUCCUAUGAUCUGAACGCAACUGUCAGUGCGGCUGUCCAAGAGUGGAAUGAGGACGUUUUCAGCAAAGUCCAGGUUGCCACCGACUCAUCCGUGAAUCAGACGAACCUCGCUUUGCUCUAUUCUUCUCUCUAUUUCUUGCAUCUCAUGCCAUCCGAUCGGACGGGAGAGAACCCGCUUUGGGAAUCUGAUGAACCUUCUUGGGACGACUUUUACACUCUCUGGGAUAUCUUCCGGUGCACAGUCAGCUUGUACCACAUCCUCCAGCCAACAUAUUACGAGUCAAUGAUCCGUUCUCUCAUCGACAUUUGGAGAUAUGAAGGAUUUAUGCCUGACGGCAGAUCGGGCAAUUACAACGGUCUCGUACAAGGGGGAAGUAAUGCCGAUAACGUAUUGGCUGAUGCAUAUGUCAAGGGACUGCGGGGUGAGAUCAAUUGGACAGCCGGGUACGAAGCAAUGAAGAAAGAUGCGGAAGUUCAACCUUACAACACUUUCAGCCAUGAUGACCCAACAGCAAGCGUUAAAGAAGGCAGAGGCGCUUUAUACGAUUGGAUACCUCUGGGCUACGUCUCGGCUGAUAGAAGUACUCGAGCUGUGUCGCGCACUGUUGAGUACGCUCUUAACGAUUUUGCUCUCAGUCAGGUCGCUAGGGGAGAAGCGCCUGAGGAUGUGGAGAAAUACAUGAAUCGCAGUGCACAGUGGCAGAAUCUCUGGGCUCACAAUGUGACGAGCUUGAACUUCACUGGAUUCUUGGCUCCAAGAUUUGCCGAUGGUACUUUUAAUUUGACAGGCUACAACCCUGCGCUGUGUGGUGGAUGUGAAUGGCAAGCUAUUAGUUAUGAGGCCACUCCUUUUGGUACGAGCCUUCAACAUUUUUCUAGAUUUCCUGCUAACGCUUUGAUAGAAUACUCAUUUGUUGUUCCUCAUGAUGCUGAAACUCUAAUCCAAUUCAUGGGUGGUUCUACAGCCUUCGAGUCACGUCUCGAUUACAUUUUCCAACCCAACACAUCCCAACAAAACCUAGGUGCAAACGGCGCAGGAAUCACGACUAUCAUGAAUAUCGGUAACGAGCCGGACUUUGCUACACCGUAUCUGUACAAUUAUCUCAAUAAACAGUGGAAGAGUGUACAGCAAUCUCGGUCAUUGGCGAACCAAUACUUCCACGAUGCAAACUAUGGCGUUCCUGGGAACAGCGACGCAGGUGCCUUGAAUUCUUGGCUGAUCUGGCAAAUGCUGGGUCUUUAUCCUGUUGUCACGCAGACAGUCUAUCUGAUUGGGAGUCCGUGGUUUGAUGAUCUCAACAUGACGAUCAACGGGAAUGCUACUUUGAGAAUCACGGCUGCACUCUCAGCUGAUCAGAACUCGACGUCAGCGUCAGCAGCUGGUGGUUCAAGCUUCGGGCAAGAGGACUAUUAUGUUCAGAGUGUGAAGAUCAAUGGUGCGAGCUGGACCAAGAACUGGUUUGAUCAUGAAGAUAUCAUGGUGAAUGGUGGGACCAUCGAGUUUGAGCUUGGAUCCGAACCAGCAAUGUGGGAGACUGGUGAUGUCCCACCAAGUCCUGGUCAUCUGAUCUUGUAGAUAUGGUAUUAAUGCUUGAGAACAUGCAAAGUUUGGGAAGGCAAACUCUCUUUGAUGUUGGAAGCUAGGUCUAAUAGGAGGUUCACCUUAGCAACUAGACAAAAGUCCACCAAAACGAGUCAUUACGUGUUAUGCU
Messenger RNA from Mollisia scopiformis, 2808 nucleotides. Its product is annotated as glycosyl hydrolase. The record is from RefSeq and is a predicted model, not a curated record. Gene Ontology annotation, molecular function: carbohydrate binding; peptide-N4-(N-acetyl-beta-glucosaminyl)asparagine amidase activity. Gene Ontology annotation, biological process: glycoprotein catabolic process; protein deglycosylation; carbohydrate metabolic process. Gene Ontology annotation, cellular component: cytosol; nucleus. Lineage: Eukaryota; Fungi; Ascomycota; Leotiomycetes; Helotiales; Mollisiaceae. Bases 171 to 2672 code for a protein of 833 amino acids. The transcript has 3 exons.